AUGGAGGAGGACACGGCCACCCCUAAGAACCAGCCUCAAUCUCUGCAGCAGCAGGAGCAGCCACAGGACAGGGAGACAGAAGCACUGUCAGUAACAGCAGCCAAGAUUGGCAAUGCCAGUGAAGAGACAGGUAAAAUGGAUAGUGCUUGGACAGUUACCGAAGAAAUGGCAGACAUAGUGAAUAGAAAGAAGAAGGAUUCACAUACAAAUUCAACGGACAGAAAUUCAGGCACAGAAAGAGGUCUCAACCACAAAAGAGUGUUUGAAGAAAGAGGCAAUGGGAGCUCCCAGGGAGUGUUCAUCCUACUGGGGCUUUCUGACAAGCCAUACCUGGAGAAGUUGCUCUUUGUGGUCUUUCUGAUAACCUACAUCGUGACUUUGCUGGGGAACCUGGCCAUUAUUGUGGUUUCACGCUUGGAUCCUAGUCUCCAUACGCCCAUGUACUUCUUCCUCAGCAAUCUCUCUCUCCUGGAUAUCUGUUACACCACCAGCACUGUGCCUCAGAUGCUGGUUAACUUCCGGAGCACCCUCAAGACCAUCUCCUGGGCCAGCUGCGUGGCGCAGCUCUUCAUCUUCCUUGGCCUGGGGUCCAUCGAGUGUGUCCUUCUGGCAGGCAUGGCCUAUGACCGAUAUGCAGCCGUCCUCCAGCCCCUGCGCUACACAAGCAUCAUGAACCACCGCCUCUGCUGGCUGAUGGCAUCUGCCUCCUGGCUAAGUGGCAUCACCAAUUCCCUUGUGCAGACUAGCCUGUUGCUGCGCGUGCCCUUAUGUGGACGGAACCGGGUUGACCACUUCUUUUGUGAGGUGCCAGCUCUUCUCGAACUGGCCUGUGCCGAUACCUCCACCAAUGAGAUUGGGCGGCUUGUCGCCUCUGUGGUGUUGUUACCAAUGCCUCUGGGCCUUAUCCUAGUCUCCUAUGGCUAUAUUGGAGCUGCUGUAAUGAAGAUCCGCUCAGCUGAGGGCAGGCGCAAGGCCUUUAAUACCUGCACUUCCCACUUAAUGGUGGUAUCACUUUUCUAUGGCACAGCCACCUAUAUGUACAUGCAGCCCCCAUCCAACAAACCCCAUAACCAGAGCAAGAUGGUUGCACUCUGCUAUGGUCUCAUCACCCCAAUGCUGAACCCCCUGAUCUAUACACUGAGGAACAAGGACGUGCAUGGGGCCCUAAGGAGAAUAAUAGGAAAGCAGUUCUGGAUGCAGAGGACAUAA
This is a messenger RNA of Alligator sinensis (Chinese alligator), 1209 nucleotides long. Its product is annotated as putative olfactory receptor 2B8. The transcript is spliced from 2 exons. NCBI's taxonomy places the organism in Eukaryota, Metazoa, Chordata, Crocodylia, Alligatoridae. Gene Ontology annotation, molecular function: olfactory receptor activity; G protein-coupled receptor activity. Gene Ontology annotation, biological process: G protein-coupled receptor signaling pathway. Gene Ontology annotation, cellular component: membrane. Bases 1 to 1209 code for a protein of 402 amino acids. The record is from RefSeq and is a predicted model, not a curated record.